AUCAAACCCUGAAAAAAUAUUUAUUGCAAAAUCGUCCCCUGUUAUCUUUAUCAUCAUCUUCUUCUAAAACCAUGACAUCCUCAGACACCUAUUUUUCCGUUGUCUAUGUAUUUUAUAAUUUCAAGCUCACAACGAGCCCCUUAAAUCGGUUUCAAGUACCUUUUCUUUGAAAGAUCUCAUCUUUUUUAAGAAAGCAAAACCCAUCUCGAUAAGCAGUUUCUUCUACUCUUUUUCUGAAUUCUGUAUUGGAAAGAAGAUCUGUUCUGGGUUUUGUUAUUUCGAUUUUCCUUUAAUAUUAUCUUCUAUAAUUGUUAUUAUUAUUUAAAACUUCGUGACCUCGCGUUGCAGAUUCAAAGUCGAUUUCUUUAUAUUUUGUUGCGCAAAGGAGCUUCUAUUUCUUUGCAAAUGUGAGUUUUUUUAUUUUUUGCGAUAAAUUCUUUCUUUAUCAAAUCUCCUAAAAUACCCAUUUCAAGACCAUUCAUUCAAUCUUGAGCUCCAAAGGUUCCAAAAAUUGACCGUUUCAUGGUCUCUGUAUUUCCUUCUUUCCCCGUUUGACAAAAGAAAAGCCUUUUUUCCUUUAAACAAGCCAUCAAUCUCUAUCUCUGUUGGAUCUACCUCAAAAAAUGUAUGGCACUCAAAGCAAGCAAGACCUUGCCUUGGAAUUCCAGUCUCAAAUCCCAAUCUUGAGGCCUAGCAUCCAUGCGAGGAGGGCCAAUAUCACCGUCAAAUUCCAAGACCUUUAUGGGUUUACUGUAGAGGGCAAUGUGGAUGAUGUUAAUGUGUUAAAUGAGGUGAGAGAGAAGGUGAGGGAACAGGGUCGCGUUUGGUGGUCUCUAGAGGCCAGCAAAGGUGCCAAUUGGUACCUUCAGCCACGGAUUUCUUCGAUAUCUGAAGGAAUUGCAUUGAAAUCAUCCUUAAAGUUGUCAACGGUAGCGAAUGCCAUCACAUUGAAGAGGCUGAUAAGGAAAGGGAUACCGCCUGUGUUGAGGCCUAAAGUGUGGUUCUCGCUUUCAGGUGCUGCGAAGAAAAAGUCUACUGUGCCGGAUAGCUAUUAUAACGAUAUGAUAAAGGCGGUAGAAGGGAAGGUUACGCCGGCUACAAAGCAAAUUGAUCAUGACCUGCCACGAACAUUUCCUGGUCAUCCUUGGUUGGACACUCCAGAGGGUCAUGCUACGCUUCGUCGUGUUCUUGUUGGGUACUCUUUCCGAGAUUCUGAUGUUGGCUACUGUCAGGGUUUGAAUUAUGUUGCAGCACUUUUAUUGCUUGUGAUGAAAACGGAGGAAGACGCUUUCUGGAUGCUGUCUGUCUUACUUGAAAAUGUCUUGGUUAAUGAUUGUUACACAAAUAACUUGUCGGGAUGCCAUGUUGAACAAAGGGUUUUCAAGGACUUGCUAGCUAAGAACUGUCCUAGGAUAGCUGCACAUCUGGAAGAACUAGAGUUUGAUGUCUCCCUUGUUUGCACUGAGUGGUUCUUGUGCCUCUUUUCUAAGAGCUUGCCUUCAGAGACAACUUUGCGGGUGUGGGAUGUUCUUUUCUUUGAAGGGGCGAAGGUUUUAUUCCACGUAGCUUUGGCUAUAUUUAAGAUGAAGGAGGAAGAGUUGCUUCUAACUCACCAGGUUGGUGAUAUAAUUAACAUAAUACAGAGGACCACUCAUCACCUCUUCGAUCCUGAAGAAUUGUUGACGGUGGCUUUUGAUAAGAUCGGUUCGAUGACUACUACCACGAUUUCAAAGCAAAGGAAAAAGCAGGAACCGGCAGUGAUGGCGGAGCUUGAUCAGAGAUUGAGACGACUAAAUUCACUGAAAAUGGAUGAGAAAAACGACCUUUGAUGUAGCAAGUUGAUCAAACUGUAAAAAUAUAAGUCAUCUGACUCAUCCUAGUAAGGGCCUGUUGCCCUUCUGGAGGAAUGGUAUCUCGAGUCCGUGGCUGCUUCUCUCUCUUCAAUGACCAAUGUAAGAGUGUUGGUUUAAAUGAUGUUGUAGUUGGUAAAUGUAAAUUUUGAAACUUUAUUGCCAUUUAAGUUAUAUAUCAAUUCAGGGCAACAAUGAAUUCUCUCUGCCCUGAUGUGAGGUGAUGAAAUCCAAAACUGUUACCAGCUUAGUUUGUGUUUGGAUA
This is a messenger RNA of Tripterygium wilfordii, 2115 nucleotides long. RefSeq names its product growth hormone-regulated TBC protein 1-like. The record is from RefSeq and is a predicted model, not a curated record. Lineage: Eukaryota; Viridiplantae; Streptophyta; Magnoliopsida; Celastrales; Celastraceae. The transcript is spliced from 7 exons. Bases 624 to 1829 code for a protein of 401 amino acids.